Messenger RNA from Eriocheir sinensis (Chinese mitten crab), 2771 nucleotides. RefSeq names its product cell surface antigen I/II-like. The transcript is spliced from 3 exons. The record is from RefSeq and is a predicted model, not a curated record. Lineage: Eukaryota; Metazoa; Arthropoda; Malacostraca; Decapoda; Varunidae. The coding region runs from base 108 to 1784 and encodes 558 amino acids.
GCGUUGGAAAUCAGUUUGGAUCCCGCUGAAGUGAACGCAGCACCUGUUUUUCUUGACCUCCUCCUCCUCCUCCUUCUCCUCCUCCACCUCCCUCGUCUGGGCACGAAAUGAUAGGCCUAGACACCCGAGGGAGAGGCAGGAAGGCUCUCUCUGCAGCAUGGAUGUGCAGGAUGGCAGUGGUGCUGGCGGCGGCGGGGGCGGCGGCGGGGGAGGCGAACGCAGGAACCCUUUACCCGCUUUCCAGUUACUGCACACGCCAAAACACUACUCUAUCCUGCAUUAUUGCUGAUGACAAGACCUACCAGCUGGACAGCUUCAAGUGGGACGGCAUCCAAAAGGCCAUCAUCAAAAACGCCCUGGUUCUAAUGCUCAUGGACCCCCUGUGUAGCAGCAUGGCCAAGAGAGAGGUGGAGGUGCACAGCUCGUCCAGGGUCACCACGGUGUCCAGGGGCAAUAACUGCUCGCAACAGGUCGUCAUCUAUGACUCCAAGAACGUGAGGCUCAUCGAUGGCGUGGACCUCGUACGCAUGAUCAAUUCAGAAGCCGAUGAAAUCAACCUUCCCCGCGUGAGUCAGUUUGAUCUGAGGGAGUCGGUUGUGAAAAAGGUGUCCGUGCGUGUGGACGGAGAAAAGUCGACCAUUGAAAACUCCAAGAUCGAGGCAGUAAAGGCUAUGGUGAUCGAAGGUGACUUUCAAUUCAUUGUGGAGAACAGCACACUGGUGAAGGUGGAAGGCUUCAAAUAUAACUCUACGAAAGAAGCAACGUUUAAGGAUACGCUGCUGGAGUCAGUGGCAACCAAUGGAUUCGUGGUGGAGCGCGGCACAGUCAAAAUACAGGACUCCAGGAUUGGCAGUGUAGAAGCCCUGGGUAUGGCGGUGGAGGGUGGCACGCUCGUCAUUGCCAACUCUGUAUUACAUUCUGUGGCCAUCAACAGCAUCGUGGUCAGCAAGGGUGGCUCAGUGUUAUUCGAGAACGUGACAGUCGCUACUGAAAGUGGGAUCUUCUUCACCAUCUCGAAAGGAACCAUGGAUCUCUACGCGCUGGGACUCCUGUGGCACACCGGCACUUCGCACUCCACAGUCUCGCUGGUGCUGUACAUGGGCAUCACCAUGGUGGCGAGCUUGGGUGUGGGGGCAGGCAUCAUGUACUACAAGAUGACUCGGAGCGGCGUGGCCAGGACUGAGGUGGACAUGACCCAGCUGAUCCAAAGAGAACAACCCAACCCGCCAUGCCAGCCUGACUCGAUGGCCCCCAAACCACCGGACUCGAUGCCCCCCAAACCACCGGACUCGAUGACCCCCAAACCACCGGACUCGAUGGCCCCCAAACCACCGGACUCGAGGUCCCCCAAAAUUCCAAACAACAACAACAACGACAAAAACAAAAAUACACCAGCACCGCCCCUCCGCCCAUUGCCCGCACCUCCGCAGCCUCCGCAGGACGACGAAAUGUACGAGCAGUACUCGGACGUUCAACUCCCAACAGGUCUUCCGCCUCAUCGACCCCCAAUGCCAAUACCCGACGAGAGUUCCUCCACAGGGGGGUCAACGCUCCCCAUGAGUGGUCAUCACCUCCCCAUGCCCCCAAACCUACCGAAAUGGAGAGAUCCCGAAGGAGCCGAAAUGAAUGACGACCGAGACCGACUUCCGCCGCCGCCACCGCCCGACGACAUCUACGACGACCUCAUGACUGAACUCCCGCCCCACAUAAGCACCAAACCCCUGCCGCCCAUCCCACUGAACAAGAAAGCGCCCAAACCCCCCACUCCUUUUAGGAAGCACUAGUGUGUGUGUGUGUGUGUGUGUGUGUGUGUGUGUGUGUGUAGAGUUAUAGGUUGGUAUUACAAGACACUUUCGCUUCUCACAUCAGUAUUUCUAAAGGUCAAAGAGGGGAUCAAUUGGGUCCUAAUGAGUGUUUCUUUAGGUUCACGGUACAGAAGAAGGGCAAAACUACCACCAGGGUCAUAAAACUACUCCUGGAAAUGCCCAAAACUCCUACGAAAGCCUUGUCAAAUAUGUGUAAUUGGACGGCGAAAUGUUUAGCAAUACGAAAAAAAGCCCCUUAAGAUUAAAGGAAAAUUUACCACUCAUGAGAGUACGAUAAAAGAAACGAUUGGUGAGUUAGCGAGUGUUCACAUUGCUUCUCAAGCCUCUGUUAUAUAGGCGGAAAAAAUGGUUACCCUCAUGAACAAAGGGUGACCACGCGUUUCCAUGAAUUGUGAAGGCUUAUGUCGGUGUACAGCGCCCCCUGGGGAAUGGUGGGAAGGUCAUCAAACGCACAGGAUUAAUACGCGUUUGUGAUAUUUAGACAUGUACAUAGUCCCUUCCUAGAUGUUAGUGUGUGUGUGUGUGUGUGUGUGUGUGUGUGUGUGUCAUUCAUGAAAAUAUACUAUAAAGACACUUAUAAUUUUGUGAGUCUUUGUACUGCUUUAAAGAGGGAAAAGAGAUUAUGUGGGAAAUGUGACAAAACCCCAAAUCAGACGUUAAGCAGGAAUUUAUAAUAUUUUUUUUUUUAUAUAGGCUUAUGUAGAGAUAUGAUGCUGUAUAGAGAUGUGCAUCGCUUAAAAAACUUAUGAAGAGAGGGUCCUGACGCCUUUGUGAUCUUCGUAAAGGUCAAGAAUGAUAGCUUUAUUAUCUCCUCCUGGUUAGAGAAAAAAAAAAUCAGCUGUGAAUUGUCUGAGAUGAACUUAAAAUGUAAAAAGAGCUGGAGGAGGAGGAGGAGGAGGAUGUGACGUUCUGUACAUUAAUUAAUUAAAACUUCAAACUCCUCAA